Messenger RNA from Fukomys damarensis (Damara mole-rat), 4840 nucleotides. It is a transcript of the gene Mcph1, whose product is annotated as microcephalin 1. Gene Ontology annotation, biological process: cerebral cortex development; mitotic cell cycle. Lineage: Eukaryota; Metazoa; Chordata; Mammalia; Rodentia; Bathyergidae. The transcript has 17 exons. The record is from RefSeq and is a predicted model, not a curated record. The coding region runs from base 263 to 1864 and encodes 533 amino acids.
GUGCCGUUUCCACUGUUAAAGAAGUUGAAGACCGACAAGCUCAACUUCGGUCCAACUUCUCCGUAAAGUUUUACUACAACAUAACUGUGCUGGCUCGUUCACUUACUGCCUCUGGCUGCGCUUUUUGCCCUGCCUGUGAAGUUGGCUGAUCUAGCCCGUGAAGCCUGAACUAUUUAUUGUCCCUUUAUAGAAAGUCUGCACUGGAAUAAACUUUGUGUAGUAUAUUAGGGAAGGGUAUUAAGUGUUAGGAUUAUAAACCAGGAUGCGUGUGAAUGUAGUGGCCUAUGUUGAAGUGUGGUCUUCCAAUGGGACAGAAAAUUAUUCAAAGACAUUUACAAACCAGCUUAUGGAUAUGGGGGCAAAGGUUUCAAAAACUUUUAACAAACAAGUCACUCACGUUGUCUUCAAAGAUGGAUACCAGAGCACUUGGGACAAGGCCCAGAAAAGGGGGACAAAGCUUGUUUCAGUGCUCUGGGUUGAAAAGUGCAGGACAGCUAGCGUGCAUGCUGAUGAAUCCUUAUUCCCGGCAGCUAAUCCCAGCGAGCACACACUGAACUUGCCAAGAAAACGGCGUAAAUGCAUGCAACCCAAAGAUUUUAUUCCUAAAACGCCAGAAAAUGACAAAAGACUUCAAAGGAAAUUUGAGAAAAUGACUGAAGAGCUACAGAGACAAAAGACAGCCCUAGAUGACAGCGUGCCUGUUUUCUUAUUUGAAUCUCAUGGCUCAUUGACGACUAGUGCCUCAGUUAAAAUUAGAAGUCACCGCCAUACAAUGGAGCAGAGGUUACAGGAGAUGAAGGAGAAAAGGGAACAGCUUUCCCCUACCUCUUCCCAGAGGACUGAGCAGGCUCAUGAAAACCCCGACGACUCUCUGUGUGCGGCGUCUUUGGACAUUUCCCGGAAUGCUUUGUGUGCAGAUGAAUCCUUUGCUGGUGGUUUGUACUCAUCUUUGGGUGAUCUCUGUGGAAAACCAGGAUGUGGAAAUCAGGACGGGAAAUUGGGAGAAUUUGUUAAGGAAAUUGAAAGUGAUAUGUGCACUUUCUCACCUGUGCUGAAAACAAGUAAUACUCAUUCACUGGCAUCAUCCAGCCGCCUCGAUGUUACAAAUGGACCAACAAGGCAUGACGCUUCAUAUGGCUCAGGGGAAGGUGUUCAGGACCUCAUCAGACCUCACGAGGAGUCAGAGGAAAAUGGGAAAAGCAAAAAGUCUCAGCCAACGAGAACAUUAGUCAUGACAAGCAUGCCAUCAGAGAAGCAGAGUGUCGUCAUCCAGGUGGUGGAUGCACUGAAAGGCUUUUCCUUGGUGUCUGAAGUCUGCGAGACCACAACGCAUGUGCUGGCCGGGAAGCCGCUGCGCACGUUGAAUGUGCUGCUGGGGAUUGCGCGUGGCUGCUGGGUGCUGUCUUACGAGUGGGUACUGUGGUCUUUGGAGCUGGGUCACUGGAUUUCUGAGGAGCCUUUUGAACUCUCCACCUACUUCCCGGCAGCUCCUGUCUGCCGGCUCCAGCGCCACUUGUCCCCUGGGCAGUACCGCGGAACCCUCUUUGCCGACCACCCCCCGAUGUUCAUCUCCGCAGCCAGCAGCCCCCCCAGGGCCAAGCUGCGUGAGCUGGUCCUCCUCUGUGGGGGCCGGGUCAGCCCGGGGCCACGCCACGCCAGCGUUUUCAUCGGGCCGUACCAUGGAAAGAGGAGGGCCGCUGUCCAGCACCUGUCGGAGAAGUGGGUCCUAGAUUCCAUCAUGAAGCACAAAGUCUGUGCCUUUGAAAGCUACCUGCUUCGUGGGAGCACUGUGGCCGGCACUCGGGGCUCGGAGCCUGGAGAGGAGACACCGGCCCGGAAUGACCCUGCCCGCAGCCCGGCCUGAGAGGCUGCAGCUUCAGAGCCCUCUGCUCGGAGUCCAGAUGGAGGCCAGGCUCUUUCCCCAGGAUGCCACUGUUUGAAUCUCAGUCCUGGUCACGGCUGGGGUCACAGCAUCUUUGUCAUUUGUCAUUAGUGCACUAUUCUCCCAAAUAAAGACGGGAUUCCCUUGAACUGUUUUGUCACUGGGAGCACUUGAAGCCCCUAAGCUUCCUGGCUCAGAAUGAAAUCUCUGGCAACACAUGGAGUACCAGGUGUGAAGAGCAUUCGGGUCACACUCCGCACCUGGGGUUCACACCUGAGUACCCCAGGAAGGCAGGCGUGGGCUGUCCUAGGACGAUGUCCUGUGCCAGCUUGGGGGGCCAGGUGUGCAGAGCUUCGCCAGUAAGGGACGGAGCCCGUGCUCGUGGGGCAGAACCCGUACACCUUGGGACAGCGCUGCCUCCUGCAGGACGGAGACCCGCUGAGGUUCUCUCCCUUCCUGGGUUCUCCGCUGCGAUCCCUCCGGGAGCAGUGUGCUUCCAGGUGGUCCUGCAGGAUGCUCGUCUCCGGGCACCGCUGAGCUCGGAGCCUCGCAGCCCUCAGGUGUCCGAAAGCAUCGCAGCUCCUGCCACACCAGUGCUCCCUCGAGGCUGUGCUCCCUGCACUCGCUCCGGCUGGGGACACAGCAGACACCGCCCUGCCUCAGCCCCAGCCCCAGCGGCCAGGACCUCCCCUAAACACUAAACAUCUCCCGCACCAGGCUUGGCCGGGCUGCACACUCUCCACGUCGCGCAGGCCACCUCGCUGCAGCUCCCCAGAGUCCCGUGCAUCUCUUCCAGUGGGCCUGCGCCCAAAGCCAGAACUCUGCUUUGUUUGUUUGUUUUUAACUUUGAAAGAUAUGAGGCUCUCCCCACAUGUAUUCAAGAUAAAUCAGAGAUUCCACCCAGAGAAAAAGGCAAGGGAAAUUAAAAGCAUACAGAAUGGAAGUAAAACAGUAUUCACAGACCACACAUUAUAUAAAAGAUUAUAAAAAAUCAAAGAAAAAAACCACUAGAACUCAAAUUUAGCAAGAUUACAGUGUACAAAAUCAAUAUACAGAACUAACUGGGUAAUUCUAUGUAUUACCAAUAAGCAGUUUGAAGUUAAGUUGAGAACACAGUUCCUUUUUUAAUAACAAUACAAAGGAAUAACUGGAGAAACAAGUGCUCAGCCUAUAAACGAAACUAUGAAAUGCUGCUCAUAGAAACUGAAGACCUAAGUAACUUCAAGGGUUAGAAGACGUGUUAGUUACUUUGCUCUCCUUGCUGAGUCGGAAUACCGGACACGCAAAGUUAAGAAGGAAAGGCUUAUCUGGCUCACAGCUUGUAGAGGUUUCUGUCCAUAGUCGGCUGCCUCCAAGGCAGAGGCAUCCAGAGGAGAAACAGAGCCAGGAGGUAGCAGAACAACAAGAGUCCUUCUGCCCCUUUAUCUUAUUCAGACUACUUAGGGCGAGUAGCACCCAUGCCCUUAAUCCUCAUGGCUUGGGCCCAGCCCCACCGUGAGUCACUCACAGAGUCUGGAUCCAGCCACCUCCAGAAUGACCACAAGGCCGGGGAUUUAGCUCAGUGGUUCCACCGCCUGCCUCAGAAUGACCACAAGAGGAAGCUUGGGGGACACUGGACACUGACUGUCACAGAGAGCAGUGCUAACUAAUGUGGCAGCUCUUGAGUUAAUCUGCACAUUCAGGAGCCCAUAACAGCAAAGUCCCAGGUGGCUUUUUAUAGUAUUCAAAAAGCUGAUGCUAAAAUUUAUGUGAAAAUGCAAAGCCUCUUGUAGACAAAACAUUUUUAAAAGGAACAAAAUUAUAAAUUUGACAAAGCCUACUAAAACUACAGCAUUCAGAAAUGUGAUAAAAAUGGACAUGUGGAUCAGGAAACCCAGGAAGGAAUGCAGACACAAAUCCUCUCAUUUGGGAUCUGACUUCCAGCAAAGGUGCCAAGGCAGUCAGUGUUGUAGAAUAUUGUUUUCAACAACUGGUUCUGGAGAAAGAAAAUGAUGAAAAUUUCAGACACACUUAGCUAGCAGAGAAGGUGCACACCUGUCAUCCCAGCUAUUCAGGAGGCUGAGUCAGGAGAAUCACUGGUUUGACACGGUUUUAAAGAAAGAAAGAAAAUAGGCCCUUGGGUCCUUAUCUCACACCACACAUAAAAAGGUACUGAAAUGGACCAAAAACCUGACUCAGUGUUUCUCACCUCAGCCCACUCCUUUUGGACAGGAACAGUGUCCGGCACAUGUGCUGGGUGCCGCAGUGACUUUAUCCACAUCGGAUGACCGUAGCACACCCCACCGGGAGUGUCGGCCUGAGAGCUAAAGUGACAGCGUCUGGGAGACAGUGUGGCAGGACAUCGGGCUCAAUUCACAAAACGAGUUUUAAAAGUCAGCAUGGGGACACUCAUUUUUCCGAAUAAACCACGGAGAGAAGAGAGAAGAUGCCUGCAAGUCAUCUAUCUGAUGAAGAGUCUAUCCAGAUUAUUAUGCUCACUGAUAAGAGAAGCAAGGACUACAAGAAAAUACACGACUGGCCGACAGCACCAGCCCAGCAUGUGCAAAGGUGUGAACAAACAGCGUUGUCUACGCCACAGCCCGGAUGCAGGUGCUCAUGGCAGCAUUGGAUCAAACUCGGGAUCUUGCGCUUGUGAGGCGGGUGGCAGAACCAGUGAGCCAAACCCCCAGCCCAGCAGAUUCAUCUCUGAGGAAAGCACAGGACCCAGAGAGUAGAACGAGCCCAGGAGUAGUGCCCUCUGCUAUGGGCCACCCUGCCUUGCAGCCAGCCGAUGAUAGAAUGAAACUGCACAAACUGUGAUCCAAAUAAACCUUUCCUCCUUUAACCUUGGGUGUUGGGUAUUUUGCCUCAGCAAGGAGACACGUACGUUUAGACGGAGUGCAGUGUUUCGCGGUGGUCUCGCUAGCAUCCUUGCACAGUCGUGGUUGCCUGCGCUGUGUCUGAAGGCAGAAGCCAGCU